This is a messenger RNA of Racocetra persica, 618 nucleotides long. The record is from the annotation of a GenBank genome assembly. Lineage: Eukaryota; Fungi; Glomeromycota; Glomeromycetes; Diversisporales; Gigasporaceae.
AUGUCCAAUCCAACGUCCAAUCCAACGUCAAAUCGUGAUUCUUGGACAUUUUGGCAGUUGGACCUUGUCGAUCUCGUAUGCCCAAUGUCCAAUCCAAACCAUUGGACCAUUAGACAUGACAACACUGCAUCUGACGUCUACUCCUUUGGCAUUGUUGCAUAUGAAAUGAUCUCGGGUUAUCCUGCAUUUCAUAAUAUUCCGCAUGAUAUCCAUUUGGCGAUUAAGAUUCAUAGAGGAUUACGUCCAAGAAUACCAUCACACGCACCAGAAUUAGUUUUCGAAUUGAUUACUAAAUGUUGGGAUGAGUUACCAAGUAAAAGGCCGACUUCCAGAGAAAUAUAUGAAAUUAUUAGCAGGUGGAACGAUGAAAUUUCAAAUGAUAAAACAACAGAACUUGUUACGCAAAUAAAAAAGGCUGAUGAAGUGUGUGAAAAUUUUUUGGUAUCUAAUGCAUCAGAAAUACAUCCAGAAGCAAUUUAUACUAGUAGAAAAUUCGACAUACUGAAUGUUUCGAAUGAUGAUGAACAAUCUAACUAUCAAGAGAGCAGCGAAAGUUUAAUAGUUAUAGAUCAUACUUCACAAGAUAAUGUAAUUGAAAUUGAAAAAAAUGAGAGUGAA